This is a messenger RNA of Aspergillus candidus, 1041 nucleotides long. Its product is annotated as ketopantoate reductase family protein. The transcript has 2 exons. The record is from RefSeq and is a predicted model, not a curated record. Gene Ontology annotation, molecular function: 2-dehydropantoate 2-reductase activity. Gene Ontology annotation, cellular component: cytoplasm. Bases 1 to 1041 code for a protein of 346 amino acids. Lineage: Eukaryota; Fungi; Ascomycota; Eurotiomycetes; Eurotiales; Aspergillaceae. Gene Ontology annotation, biological process: pantothenate biosynthetic process.
AUGACACAGGAAAAGACGAGAGUUUUGGUUGUCGGCACUGGCGGUGUCGGCACGAUGUCCGCCUAUGCACUUCAGCAGGGGGGCAAGGCCGAAGUCACGGCGGUCAUUCGAUCGAAUUAUGAGGCCGUGCUGAAGAACGGCAUCAGCAUCGACUCUGUCCAGUAUGGUGACGGCAUCAAGGGAUGGAGACCGACGCAUAUUGUCAAGGCCGUUCCGAACGUGGCACAGGAGAACCUGCCCCCCUUCGAUUUCAUCCUAGUGACGAUCAAGAACAUUCCGGACAUCUCGCCCACUGUUUCCGAUGUGAUUGAGCCCGCCGUGACGCCGGGUAAGAGCGCCAUCGUUCUCUCCCAGAACGGUCUCAACAUCGAGAAACCGGUGGUCGCACGUUUCCCCAACAACCCGAUCAUCAGCAGCGUGUCGUACAUCGGCGCGAUGCAGGGCACUGACGGGUACGUCCUGCAUGAUGACCCCGACGAACAGAAGAUCGGACCUUUUAGCACACCUGGGGUCCCCGCGCAGGCGGCCGAAGAGGCGGCAAAGCGCUACAUCGACGUGUACAACCCGCACGGCAAGCUGGACAUCAUCUUUGACGCCGACAUUCGGCGCACGCGCUGGCGCAAGCUGAUCUACAACGCGUCGUAUAACUCGAUCGCGACGAUCUUGCGACUGGACACGCCACGCAUGCGGAUGAGCGGGCAUAUCAUCGACGACCUCAUCCGGCCCAUCAUGCGGGAGGUGAUUGCCGCCGCACGGGCCAACGGCGUCACGGAUCUUGCCGAUGACCUGCCCGAGACCGUGAUCCGGACCGACCCGCUUCACACGGCGUUCAAGCCAUCCAUGUGCCAGGACAUUGAAAAGGGCAACUUCAUCGAGAUUGAGAACAUCGUGGGCGAGCCGCUGCGCGAGGGCGAGGACAAGGGAGUCUCGAUGCACACGCUGCGGACUGUGUACGGCGUGCUCCGGGGCUUGCAGCUCAAGGUCAAGGAGAGCAAGGGCUUGUGGGAGCCAAAGUUUAGCGCCGAUAACCCCUACCAAUAG